This is a messenger RNA of Orbicella faveolata, 885 nucleotides long. Its product is annotated as leishmanolysin-like peptidase. The record is from RefSeq and is a predicted model, not a curated record. Lineage: Eukaryota; Metazoa; Cnidaria; Anthozoa; Scleractinia; Merulinidae.
AUGGCCGCCGAAGGUGUGCUCUUUCAAUAUACGAUCCUUUUUAGUUUAGCCACCUUUUGCUCCCUAGCGAAUGAACCGAUCCGUGAACACGACGAAAUGAUCCGUCACAUUGUACUCGAGCCAUCCCACGUAGUAAAAAGACGCAGUAUUGACCAGCCAUUGCGGAUUUCACUGGAUUUUCUCGACAUCAACAAGUUAGAAAAUCCGACGAUCGUUAAGGAUAUUUUACGUGAAGCACAAGAGUACUUCAGAAAAACUUUGAAAGUCCGAAAGACAACAUCCAAGAUUCUUCUUCAAAGAAGUUGUUCUAACAAAUCUUUCUUCACGAGAAGCGCCGACGGAAAACGUCCUGGUAACGUUCGAUUUUGCCAUGAGGCGUGCAACUCUUCUAGAACCUUAUGUGGGCCGAUUGAUAUUCCAGAACACGAUUUAGAUCAGUGUAGAAUAUGUGAUCAAAAUGGCCAAAAUUGUCAGAACGACACACGUCCAGGUUUUACUGCCGGUGAAGGGCACAACGACACGGAUUUUAUACUUUACGUGACAGCAGUUGCCGAUAGUAAUUGCAACAGCAUAACAACACUAGCUUAUGGUUCUGCUUGCCAACAAGAAAGCGCCUUAGAUCGACCAGUUGUGGGAUUUAUCAACAUAUGCCCAGGAAAGGUCACCGCAGAUGAGCUUAGAACUAGCUACAGUGAGGUACUUGCCACGAUAAAACAUGAAAUAUUUCACGCUCUUGGGUUCGCACCAUCACUGUAUGCCUUUUACCGGAAUCAGAAUGGAGAUCCGCUGACUCCACGAUCAAGUAAUGGACUACCAACAACAGAUGAACGUGUUCUAAAACACUAUAAAUGGAGCAAAGAGGUAAUCCAUCAUGCAUGUCUCUAA